AUUGUAAUUAUGUUUGUCGUUUCAACAUGUUCUUAAUAUUCGUACCAUUUCUAAGCAAAAAGCAGAUAUUCAUACCAGAUGCCGUUGGAAAUAUUCAUACACGUGUACGUUCUAUAUUAACAGAUUCAGAUUGGUUUCUUAAUUUAUGGAGCUGUGUAACAUAUCAAAUGUGCGGAAAUAUUAUUUGAAAACAAAUACAGUAAAAAUCUUAAAAACUUCACAAACAAUGCUUGUAAGAAGCCUAACAGUUGUGCGUCAUCAUUUAAGAAACGGACUGACACUAAGAUUGAUACGACCAUGUUCUUCGGUAAAGACAGUUCUUUGUACUACAAACACGGAUAAAGUAGCCACAGACAAGAAACAGCCGAAGAUUGUUAGAAAGUCGGAUUUUUUUUGCAAAGAUUUCCACCUGCUGAUACCACAUACGUGCAUUGAAAACCGCUCAAAAGAGGCAAUUAGCUAUCUUGUCAAAUGCACCGACGAAGAGAUAAUGCAAGGAAAGCCUGGUAGCAGCUGUAAAAGAAAACGGUCGGAACUUAUUAAUGAUGGUUACUUAGAGGUUUCACCAAACCAAAUGGUCAAGUUUGACCAUCCACUCACUACCCUGCUUAAAAAGGUAAAUGUAAUGGGAUACAAGUAUGGGACAAGUGUUAGAAAUGAUGCAGAAACUGACAAAGUCGAUGAUUUGUGCAAAGACUUCCCGCCAAACAGCCGAUUGAUAAUAAAUUAAGCAGCAUAACAUGGGUUCCGUUUUACGUUUCGACAAGGCUGUGAUUGAACUGAUUGUUCUAUAUAUGUUUUAUUUAAAUUAUUGUUAAACGGUCCAUAUAUAUAGUGUAUAUUUGGUUGAUUGCUUCUGUUUUGAAGCUACAUGUAUUUAUCUAGGCAUUAAUUAUGCUUCUGUUUGGUGAUUUGAAUAGAUCUGUGUCAAAUUGCACAACCCUUGUAACUUGACCUUCUCCGUUUUUGUUUUGUUUGUUUGUGUGUUUUAUGGUUGUGACUUUGUCUUUUCUGUCGCUCGUCUACAUGUUAUAUAACUCUUAUUAUUAUUAUUAUUAUUAUACCAGAUUUAUAUAGCACACUUUUCAUGAUCAGUUUCACGUUCAAAGGCGCUUUACAUGGUUCAAUUGCAGCCUGUCAGGGCAGAUAAUGCAUCUUCUACUAGUCAGAGCGAUCUGAACAGAGGAACAGAGUGAGACAAAGCCCCCACGACAGAGAGAUCAGAAAGAAAUAAGAUACAGGCUUGGCUGUUUAACUUAGCCUAACUCGUUGCGAGUAGACAUACUUGUUCUUUAACGUGCCCAGUGUAUAGCACUGAUAUACUUUAUAGUAACUUUUAUCUCGUGAUGUGCCCCAUUGUUUGCUGUAUGCUUUAUAUUAUGUAAUAUUUAUGUCAUGAUUGGCUUUUACGCCUAAAUGAUUUGCAAUAAAAUUGUCUUGUCUUGUCUAUGUAAACUGGGAGAUUCGCACGGUGAAAUAAUGGUUGAAGAUAGUUACGAGUGAGAAUUGUAGGCCCUAUUAUAGAAAAUGUGCAUAAGUCAUUGUUUACUGACUGUGAAAAUGGUAAACAGACCUGGACCUAGUUCAACAUAUUAUAGACAAAGGUCAAGUAUGUCAAUAUACUGUAUCGUGCAUUCGACUAAUAAAUUUUCUAUUCUGA
Mercenaria mercenaria is the source of this 1660-nucleotide messenger RNA. RefSeq lists its product as uncharacterized. The record is from RefSeq and is a predicted model, not a curated record. The coding region runs from base 146 to 730 and encodes 194 amino acids. The transcript has 4 exons. NCBI's taxonomy places the organism in Eukaryota, Metazoa, Mollusca, Bivalvia, Venerida, Veneridae.